Messenger RNA from Ichthyophthirius multifiliis, 360 nucleotides. RefSeq names its product major facilitator superfamily protein, putative. The record is from RefSeq and is a predicted model, not a curated record. The transcript has 3 exons. Lineage: Eukaryota; Ciliophora; Oligohymenophorea; Hymenostomatida.
AUGGGUAUAUUUGACUUUUUUUUGGCUACUUUGAGUGAAAUUCCUGCUUCUAUUAUUGCUUAUUUACUUGUCGAUACCCAAAAAGUUGGAAGAAUAAGAAUUAUUUUUGCGUCAUUGAUUUUCUAUAAAUUUUUAUUAUUCGGACUUGGAGCUAUUCUUUUCUUUUCAAAAUUCGCAGGAUUAGUUGCAUAGCCAGUUACCUCAGAAAGUUAUGAUACUAACUUUAGAUCUAUGGGUUUGGGUAUAUGUGCUGCUAGUGGAAGGGCUGCAGGUGCUUUAGCUCCUUUUGUAUUAUAUAAAAUAUUCUUCGAUUUAUAAUAAAAUAACGAUUUAUAAUAAAAUGAGAAGAAAAUAAAUUGA